This is a messenger RNA of Dama dama (fallow deer), 1859 nucleotides long. RefSeq names its product cholinergic receptor nicotinic beta 3 subunit (gene CHRNB3). The transcript is spliced from 6 exons. NCBI's taxonomy places the organism in Eukaryota, Metazoa, Chordata, Mammalia, Artiodactyla, Cervidae. Gene Ontology annotation, cellular component: postsynaptic membrane; neuron projection; synapse. Bases 158 to 1534 code for a protein of 458 amino acids. The record is from RefSeq and is a predicted model, not a curated record. Gene Ontology annotation, molecular function: acetylcholine-gated monoatomic cation-selective channel activity; transmembrane signaling receptor activity. Gene Ontology annotation, biological process: signal transduction; regulation of membrane potential; nervous system process.
GUUUGAGCCUGGUUUACCCUCUCCAGGUGUCCGCGUCCUCUGGGUUCCACUCUGGACUUUGAAGCUUUGUGUUUCCUCUUCAAAACCCCCCUUUCUGAUGGAAAGAUCCUGCUGUUAAAGAGGAGGAAGGCAUUAUCUCUCUCAAGCCGGCAUCGUAAUGCUAGCAGACUUUAUUCUGGUGCUCAGCACCCUUGGGGUCACCCACUCAGCCGCUGCGGGAUUCAAGUCCAUAGCCGAAGAAGAAGAUGCACUGCUCAGACACUUAUUCCAAGGUUACCAGAAAUGGGUUCGCCCCGUCUUACACUCCAACGACACCAUAAAAGUCUACUUUGGAUUGAAAAUCUCUCAGCUGGUGGAUGUGGAUGAAAAGAAUCAGUUGAUGACAACAAACGUGUGGCUCAAACAGGAAUGGACAGACCACAAGUUACGCUGGAAUCCGGAUGAAUACGGUGGGAUUCAUUCGAUUAAAGUUCCAUCAGAAUCUCUCUGGCUUCCUGACAUAGUUCUCUUUGAAAACGCGGACGGCCGGUUCGAAGGCUCGCUCAUGACCAAGGCUGUCGUCAGAUCGGACGGCACCGUGGUGUGGACGCCUCCCGCCAGCUACAAGAGUUCCUGCGCCAUGGACGUCACCUUCUUCCCGUUCGACCGGCAGAACUGCUCCAUGAAGUUCGGCUCCUGGACUUACGACGGGGCCAUGGUGGACCUCGUCCUCACAGACGAGAACGUGGACCGCAAGGACUUCUUCGACAACGGAGAGUGGGAGAUCCUGAACGCCAAGGGCACGGCCGGGGGCCGGAGGGACGGCGCCUACUGGUACCCGUUCAUCAGCUACUCCUUCGUGCUGCGCCGCCUGCCGCUGUUCUACACGCUCUUCCUCAUCAUCCCCUGCCUGGGGCUGUCCUUCCUGACCGUGCUGGUCUUCUACUUGCCUUCCGACGAGGGCGAGAAGCUCUCCUUAUCCACCUCUGUCUUGGUUUCCCUGACGGUCUUCCUCCUGGUGAUUGAGGAGAUCAUCCCGUCUUCCUCCAAGGUCAUCCCGCUCAUCGGGGAGUACCUCCUGUUCAUCAUGGUCUUCGUCACCCUGUCCAUCAUCGUCACCGUGUUUGUCAUCAACGUCCACCACAGAUCUUCCGCCACCUACCACCCCAUGGCCCCCUGGGUUAAGCGGCUCUUUCUGCAAACCCUUCCUAAGUUACUCUGCAUGAAGGACCACGUGGAUCGCUACUCUCUCCCGGGUAAAGAGGAGAGGAAACCUGCCGUGAGAGGUCAAGUCUUCGAAAGAAAAAAACAAAAGCAGAUGAGUGAUGGAGAAAAAGUGCUGGUUGCUUUCCUGGAAAAGGCGGCAGAUUCCAUCAGAUACAUUUCCAGCCACGUGAAGAAGGAGCAUUUCAUCAGCCAGGUGGUGCAAGACUGGAAGUUCGCGGCUCAAGUUCUCGACCGGAUCUUCCUGUGGCUCUUUCUGAUCGCCUCCGUCACCGGCUCGGUCCUGAUUUUCACCCCUGCUUUGAAGAUGUGGCUACACAGUUACCAUUAGGAGCAGGUCUCCAGAGCGAGCUAACACACGCCCCUAAAGACAGAAUCACACCUUAGAGCCGACAUCCAGCCCCCAUGUGUAUACAGCAUGCACACGCACGUGCUCGUCAGGAGGCCCCGAGGGUGGACAGUGUCUUGUGUCGUCCUCAGCGAGGCUGAACCUCGAUUGCCAUGACAGCGAGCUGGGUGUCAAUUAAGCAGACCCUCCUCAGACCCUGGCUUUGGCUUCCGCAGACCUUCGGGGAGGAAUUGUGAGUCCGGGUCUGAGUUCGUGAGCCUGCAACACACAAGGACGGUUGCUGUGUUUCACCAAGAACUCCAGGAAA